AUGGGAGAGAUGAACCACACGCAAUUCAGUGGCUUCAUAUUGCUGGGUUUCUCGGACAUUGAGGAUGUAAGAAUAUUGCUCUUUAUGUUCUUCCUUUCUAUGUUUCUCCUGUCUCUAAUUGGAAAUAUGCUCAUUAUUGUGGCAGUUCAGUGUCGCAAUGGUCUUCAUACCCCCAUGUAUUUUUUCAUCACCGUCCUUUCUGUCCUGGAAUUCUUGUACUUAAUGAUCACCGGUCCCAAGCUUUUAUCUAUAUUACUAACCAAGGACAACAGAAUUUCCUAUGGGUGGUGCUUUGCCCAGCUCUAUAUGUUCCACAGUUUGGGCAUUACAGAGGGAACUAUGUUGGCUAUUAUGGCAUUUGACCGUUUCAUGGCAAUAUGUAACCCACUGAGAUACAUCUCUAUCAUGAAUGAAAGAAUGUGUUCGCUUCUGGCCAUUCUCUGUUGGGUAUUUGGGUUCCUGGUUGCAACCAUUCCCACCACAUUGACCAUAAAGGUCCCUCUAUGUGGGCCUUAUCUAUUAGACCAUUACUACUGUGACCUGGGUCCUCUACUGGCCUUGGCUUGCACAGACAUUUCAGUCACUGUUAUGAUUAACAGAAGUGUCAUUGGAUUUGCUAUUAUGUUCAAUUUCACAUUUAUCCUAGUCAUGUAUCUAAAUAUUAUAGUUUCUAUUGUGAAAUUAGGGUCCAACACAAGGAAAAAGAAGGCCUUCUCCACUUGUUCUUCUCAUCUGACUGUCGUACUGAUGAUUUAUAGCACCACCUUUGCUGUUUAUGGCAGCCCUAAAGGACCUGAGUAUGUGAAUUAUGACAAGCUAUUUUCCCUGGUUUAUACUGUACUGGCCCCACUACUAAAUCCUAUCAUUUUCAGUUUAAGGAACAAUGAUAUAAAGAUAGCUUUAAAGGGAAUUGUACAAAGAAAAUGGGUAAACGUCAGGUUUGUGUAACCAUGAAAGUCUGGGCAGAGCAACAAAAUGUAUGAAUAAAGUAAUGUUCUAUCCAUUGCCCACGACCUUCAUAGCAUCCGUAGAAAAGAGUUGCAUGCAUGUGUUGAAGGGAAAUUC
This is a messenger RNA of Xenopus tropicalis (tropical clawed frog), 1065 nucleotides long. RefSeq names its product olfactory receptor family 10 subfamily BK member 2 (gene or10bk2). Gene Ontology annotation, biological process: detection of chemical stimulus involved in sensory perception of smell; signal transduction; G protein-coupled receptor signaling pathway. The coding region runs from base 1 to 948 and encodes 315 amino acids. Gene Ontology annotation, molecular function: olfactory receptor activity; G protein-coupled receptor activity. Lineage: Eukaryota; Metazoa; Chordata; Amphibia; Anura; Pipidae. The transcript has a single exon. The record is from RefSeq and is a predicted model, not a curated record. Gene Ontology annotation, cellular component: plasma membrane; membrane.